This is a messenger RNA of Acanthosepion pharaonis, 627 nucleotides long. The record is from the annotation of a GenBank genome assembly. Lineage: Eukaryota; Metazoa; Mollusca; Cephalopoda; Sepiida; Sepiidae.
AUGACCAUAAUCUAUCUUACCCUAUUGAAGCUGACCAUUAUCUAUCUUAACCUAUUGAAGUUGACCAUCACCUAUCUUACCCUAUUGAAAUUGACCAUUAUCUAUCUUAAACUAUUGACAUUGACCGUUAUCUAUCUUACCCUAUUGAAAUUGACCAUUAUCUAUCUUAAACUAUUGACAUUGACCGUUAUCUAUCUUACCCUAUUGAAAUUGACCAUUAUCUAUCUUAAACUAUUGAAAUUGACCAUUAUCUAUCUUAUCCUAUUGAAAUUGACCAUUAUCUAUCUUAACCUAUUGAAGUUGACCGUUACCUAUCUUACCCUAUUGAAAUUGACCAUUAUCUAUCUUACCCUAUUGAAAUUGACCAUUAUCUAUCUUAAACUAUUAACAUUGACCAUUAUCUAUCUUAACCUAUUGAAGUUGACCGUUACCUAUCUUACCCUAUUGAAAUUGACCAUUAUCUAUCUUACCCUAUUGAAAUUGACCAUUAUCUAUCUUAAACUAUUAACAUUGACCAUUAUCUAUCUACACCUAUUGAAAUUGACCAUUAUCUAUCUUACCCUAUUGAAAUUGACAAUUAUCUAUCUUACCCUAUUGAAAUUGACCAUUAUCUAUCUUAACCUUUGA